Pogoniulus pusillus (Red-fronted tinkerbird) is the source of this 1056-nucleotide messenger RNA. RefSeq names its product G protein-coupled receptor 148 (gene GPR148). Gene Ontology annotation, cellular component: membrane. Gene Ontology annotation, molecular function: olfactory receptor activity; G protein-coupled receptor activity; odorant binding. The transcript has a single exon. Bases 1 to 1056 code for a protein of 351 amino acids. Gene Ontology annotation, biological process: detection of chemical stimulus involved in sensory perception of smell; G protein-coupled receptor signaling pathway. The record is from RefSeq and is a predicted model, not a curated record. NCBI's taxonomy places the organism in Eukaryota, Metazoa, Chordata, Aves, Piciformes, Lybiidae.
AUGGAAUUCUCUGGCUGUGCUUCAGUGAGGAGAGCAAAUACAACUGUGUAUCACUACAGGGAGACAGAUUUCAACAGUUCCUCGACACUGGAUGAUGUCUCUUUGUUGUCUUUGCUGGAGGAAUGGGCUCUCAGUCCGCCAAGCGUAAACAUGAAGAUGUUUUUAAUCCCUCCAGUUGUCUGCCUUGUGGCAGGCGUCUUCAUCAUUCCUACUAUUUUGUUUGUGAUCUUCUCCAGGUUCAGCUUCCGUCAGGAAACAAGGUACCUGCUGCUGGGGAAUUCUCUGCUCUCUGAUCUGAUGUACCUGCUGUUCUACACCCUGUCAGCUGCUCUCAAUGCAGCACAUGUACACCUCCCAAAAGAAGCUUGUGUCCUGCUAUUAUUUCUGCUGGCAGCUGCUUGCUGCGGAGGGUUGUUCACAGCUGCUGCAAUCGUCCUGGACACGUACAUAGCUGUUCUGUUUCCCUUGCGCUACGUUGCUAUUUUGCCUCCUUCACGAACUAGGAAAGUCAUUGUGCUACUGUGGCUGUGCUCUGGGGCUUUCCCUGGCAUUUUCUUCUUGGUGCUGUGGAGUACUCACAGCUUUGUGUCCUGCGUCCUAGAAACGUGCUCAGUUCCAAUAAUACUAAUCUUAACUCUGAAAGGGACCGAUGCUGUGAAGCUCUGUUUCUGGCUUUCUACCGUGGUUAUCUUCCUCUGCCUGUCUCUAAUAUUUUGUUGCUAUGCUAUUCUGUAUUUUAAAACCAAACAGUCAGGUAUCUGGGAGAGCAUCUGCUCCAGAGCGACUGUAACGUUCUUAAUGCACAACAGUGCAUUGUUUUUUCACUUAUUUCCACCCUUGGCCCUUUUCAUAGAAUCAUUCUUGUGCUUUAAUGUCACCAGAUUGCAGACAGGAAUUUGGAUCUCCCUGACAGUCUGCAAUGUCCUGAUGAUUCUGCCUAAAGUUUUGUUCCCUUUUCUGUAUGGGCUUCGAUACAGAGAGCUCUCAGCAUCUCUCAAAUCCAUUGUCAGAAGGAAGCAGCUCCGCCUGGCGUCACCUGUUUCAUCACUGUCCUGA